This is a messenger RNA of Rhizophagus irregularis DAOM 181602=DAOM 197198, 1623 nucleotides long. RefSeq lists its product as uncharacterized. Lineage: Eukaryota; Fungi; Glomeromycota; Glomeromycetes; Glomerales; Glomeraceae. Gene Ontology annotation, cellular component: cytoplasm. Gene Ontology annotation, molecular function: dipeptidyl-peptidase activity. The record is from RefSeq and is a predicted model, not a curated record.
AUGUCUUCUGGCCAAACUAUUUCAAAGAAUAUUAGUGAAAUCAUUGCUAGAUAUGCUCCAAUUUCAUUAGGAGCGGAUUUAUCUAAUUUUACAGAUAAUGAAAAAUCUGCAAUAAGUAAAUUGGUUUCAGUUGGAAAAUUAAUUGAUAGACUUUUUCUUCGUCAAAAAUGGAAGGGAAAUGAAUCCCUAUUAAAUCAAUUAUUAUCCGCAAAUCCACGUGAUGAAAAUGCCAUCUUGUUCUUUAAUUUAAUGAAAGGACCAUGGGAUAGAGUUAAUGGAUGGGUGUUGCCGUAUCCACCAAAUCUUCCUGAAGUUAAACCGCCCGGAGGAAAUUUUUAUCCUGAGGAUAUGACAAAAGGAGAAUUUAAUAGUUGGAUUGAAAAAUUAUCAUCGGACGAUAAAAAACGUGCUAAAGGAUUUUAUCAUACGGUUAAAAGACAUGAAGACACUGGUGAAUUAUAUUUAAAUCCUUAUUCAAUUGAAUAUAAAGAUCUAUUGAAUGAUGCAUCUGAUAUUUUGAAAGAAUGUGCUAAAUUAGUUGAAAAUGAAUCAUUAAGUGAAUUUUUAAAAAGUAGAGCUGAAGCUUUCUUAAGUAAUAAUUAUUUAGAUAGUGAAGUUGAUUGGCUUAAUAUUAAUAAAGAAAGUAAAAUCGAAGUUACUGUUGGACCUUAUGAAGUAUAUACAGAUGAGCUAUUCUCUUCGAAAAGUGCGUUUGAAUUUUAUGUUCACGCGCGUGAUUUUCAAUCAUCUAAAAUGUUGGAAAAAUUCUCUGGGAGUUUACAAGAUGUGGAAAAUCAUUUACCUAUUCCUGAUGAAUACAAGAAUAAAGACUUGAAGGUUACUCCAAUUGUUGUAGUUAAUCAGUUAUACGCUUCUGGGGAUGUUGCAGUGCCUAUGACUGCUGCUUAUAAUCUUCCAAAUGAUGAAGAAGCAGUUAAACGUGGAGGUAGCAAGUUGAUUAUCAUUAAAAACGUUCAAGAAGGAAAAUAUCAAAAGAUUUUGGAUCCAAUUGCUCAAUUAACAGUCGCUCAUGAUCAACUUCAAUAUUUGAGCUUUGACGCGUUUUUUACCCAUAUUCUUCUUCACGAAGUUGCUCACUCCAACGGGCCUCAUUACAUUAUUGGAACAGAUCAUGAAACUGUUCGAUCAAGAUUACAAGAAUAUCAUUCUGCUAUCGAAGAAGCUAAAGCUGAUAUAACCGGAUUAUUUGCAGCGGAGCUUUUACUCAAAAAAGGAGUUUUAACCGCACCGUCUCUUGAACAGUUUUACGUGUCUUACCUUGCAUCUGCCUUUAGAUCGAUUCGGUUUGGUAUUAAUGAGGCUCACGGAUUAGGUCAAUGUAUUCAAUUAAAUUAUAUAUUAGAAGAAGGAGGAUUUGAAUAUGACGAACAAACAAAAAGAUUCUCCGUUAAUUUCUCUAAAGUGCCUAUAGCUGUUUCAAAUUUAACGAGAGAUAUUUUACUUAUGCAAGGAGACGGUGAUAAAGCACGUGUUGAACAAUUUAUUUCAAAAUAUGGCAAAGUUCGUGAUAUUGUAGAAGAAUCUUUAAAAAGAUUAGAAAAUGCAAAAAUACCAAUUGAUGUUAGACCUAUUUAUAAAAUUGAAGCCGAAAAUUUAUUAUGA